Messenger RNA from Lathyrus sativus (Indian pea), 984 nucleotides. Lineage: Eukaryota; Viridiplantae; Streptophyta; Magnoliopsida; Fabales; Fabaceae. The record is from the annotation of a GenBank genome assembly.
AUGGGGGAGAGGAAGGUUUUGAACAAAUACUAUCCUCCUGAUUUUGAUCCGGCCAAGCUUCCUAGAGUAAGAAGACCUAAAAAUUUACAGAUAAAAGUUCGGAUGAUGCUUCCCAUGAGUAUUAGAUGCAAUACCUGUGGGAAUUACAUUUAUAAAGGAACAAAAUUUAACUCAAGAAAGGAAGAUGUUAUCGGCGAGACAUAUCUAGGAAUCCAAAUUUUCAGAUUCUAUUUUAAAUGCACCCGGUGCUCUGCCGAACUUACUAUGAAGACUGAUCCGCAGAAUUCAGAUUAUAUUGUCGAGUCUGGUGCGACUCGAAAUUUUGAACCUUGGCGGGCAGAGGAUGAGGAAACUGAUGAAGUGAGGAAGAAAAGGGAAGCUGAAGAAAUGGGAGAUGCUAUGAAGUCCCUAGAGAAUAGAACCUUGGAUUCUAAAAGAGAGAUGGACAUCCUUGCUGCACUGGAUGAAAUGAAGUCAAUGAAGUCCAGGCAUGCAACUGUCAGUGUUGAUGAAAUGCUUGCAGCCUUGCAACGGACAGCAGCAGACAAGGAGAAAAGAAUUGAAGAAGAAGAUGAAGCCCUUAUAAAAUCAAUUUUCUCUAAUAGUUCAGAAGUUUCGAUCAGCCGAAUUCGCGAUGAAGAUUUUGAAACUGAGGAGGAAUUGUUUCAGUUUUCAAGUGGACAUGACGAAGCAUCCAAUAAUAAUCCUAAGAGGCAAAAAAUAUCUGAAGAUGAUCUUCCAGGAAAAGCAACUGACACAUUGACAAAAGCCAGUUUGGAUGACUCCGGCAAAGAAGAAAAAGUGAGCAGCAGUCGAGGAAAGCCUAAUCCAUUGGUGACUAUUUCCGUUAUCAAGAAACCAGAGACCACUAAUGUUAAAAGCCCUGCAGAACCCAAAGAAAUGGAAAAAAAGGAAGAUGAUACAACAAAUGCUACUACUGGACUACUUUCUUUAUUCCAAAGUUAUGGAAGCGACGAUGAUUAG